AUGACCCCUGCUGUGCGGCGGCCCUUGGCGGUGGUCCUGGACGUUUUCUCCGCACGAUCAGCAGCAGGCCAGUUGUUGCGAACAGCGGGGAAGAACAGACAAGCAGGACGGUUUCUGCUAAAGAGCGGGUUUCAGAGACGAUCGUUUCAGACGAGUAUCGCUCGGUGGUCCGAGUCGAAAGGGAAGAAUAUAUCGUACAGAGUCGCGGCGUCAUGCUCGGCAAAGGGGAGGCGCAUCAACCUCGAAAAAAACACACAUGUCUUUGAUCCAGCCACGCAAGACGCUAUUGGCGUUGUCCUGAAAAACCGGGGCGGGAAAUCACAACAGCAACAACAGCAACAGAAAAGACCGGGCAGCGGCGAAGACGCCUUUUUCGCAAGCAGAGUCGGUGCAACAGACACGGGGGCGGUUGCGUUUGGCAUCGCAGACGGAGUCGGAGGAUGGGCUGAGCACAGAGUUGACCCCGCAGAGGUCUCGCAUGGACUAUGCACGUACAUGGCAGAGCAUGCUCUGGAUGCUACAGAGGAGUCGUUGAAGCCAAAGGAGCUGUUGCAGAGGGGUUACGAUGCAGUGCAGGCGGACAAGUCCAUCACGGCGGGGGGCACGACGGCGUCUGUGGGCGUUGCACAGCCAGACGGCAGCGUCGAACUAGCCAACCUCGGCGAUUCCGGCUCAGUCCUUCUCCGACUCGCCGCCGUGCAUCAAUACUCAACUCCGCAAACACAUGCCUUCAACACCCCAUACCAACUCAACGUGAUUCCGCAACGCCUGCGCCAGCAAGCGUACAUGUUUGGCGGAACGUACUUUGAAGACCUGCCGCGCGACGCGGCCGUGUCCACUGCGUCUCUGCAGCAUGGAGACGUUCUUAUUCUCGCCACGGACGGCGUGUUUGAUAACCUGAACAACCAAGAGAUUCUCAAAAUCGUAACGAGCCGGAUGCUACUCACCGGCGCGUGGGCAGAGACGUCCAGAGACGGCAUUGGGGCUUCGUCGAAACUCGAUGCGUUGACGCAAUUCGGCGGCCUGGGCUUACCGUCGCCGCCUUCAAGCAGCAUUUCCAAGUCUGCGGGUUAUAACAGCCUCCAGGGCCUUCUUGCAGCAUCCAUUGUUGGCGAAGCCAAACUGGCUAGUGUCGAUGUACGCCGUGACGGGCCUUUUGCCAAGGAAGCCCAGCGGUAUCAUCCGGGUCAUUGGUAUCGCGGAGGGAAAGUGGAUGAUAUCUGUGUUGUCGUUGUUGUGGCGGUGGAGAAUAUAUGA
Molecule: messenger RNA, 1257 nt
Organism: Talaromyces rugulosus
Lineage: Eukaryota; Fungi; Ascomycota; Eurotiomycetes; Eurotiales; Trichocomaceae
Exons: 2
Coding region: 1-1257 (418 amino acids)
Source: RefSeq, a predicted model, not a curated record